CUAGCUUCCCUUCCCGCAAACCCCGCGUCAUCGUCCAUGUCAUAGCGCCCACGAUCGCUCAAGCACCGCCAUUUCCUCCCUCGCUCGUUACCCUGCCUCGACACCUUCCAAACCCCGAAACGCUUAAUACUUCACCAUGUGGGAUCAGAUGGGCAUCUUCGCCCGCGCCGACGAGAAUGGCGUGCCCGACAUUACAGACCCGUGGCCGACCAAGGAUAUCGUUUAUGUGGCCAUUGUCGGCAGCGUUAUGCUGGCCGCGCUCCUCGAAUGGUUCCUGUGGCUGGCCGCAUUCCUGUACUGCCUCGUCAAAGUCUUCCAGAAGGCCGAGACCAUCAGCAUCAGGAUCCUCUCGGUUAUCAUGAUGAUCCUCUUCACCGCCCUCCGAGCGAUUUUCUUGCCGAUCAUGGUUGUGACUCUGCCCCUACCGUCACAGGUCGUAAAAUACUUUCCCACGGCGAUGGUCAGCUUCUUGCAGUGGUUUGCCUUUUGGUCUUUUGCCGGCCUGCUCACAAUUCCGUGGCUGUUCUGCGUGUACCAGCUUGUAACGCAUUCCGUGGGGCGAACUAAGAGGAUCAAGACCGUCCUGGACGAGGCAUCAGCGCCCAAGGUUGUCAUUAUCAUGCCCUGCUACAAGGAGGUUCCUGAGAUUCUCCUACGUACUAUCGACUCGCUGGUCGACUGUGACUAUCCCCCGUCAUGUCUGCACAUCUUCCUCUCCUUCGACGGAGACCAGGAGGACGAGCUUUAUCUGAACACCAUCGAGAAGCUCGGCGUUCCCUUGACGCUCGAUUCGUACCCCAAGUCUAUCGAUGUGACAUACCGGAGCUGCCGCAUCACUGUCUCUCGUUUCCCGCACGGGGGAAAGCGACACUGCCAAAAGAGGACUUUCAAGCUCAUCGACAAGAUCUAUACCGAGUACCUCAAGCGCAACGACAACCUGUUCGUGCUCUUCAUCGAUUCCGACUGCAUUCUAGACAAGGUUUGCAUUCAGAACUUCAUGUACGAAAUGGAGCUCAAGCCUGGAAGCAAGAAGAACAUGCUGGCCAUGACCGGCGUCAUUACCUCGACUACGGAGAAGAACUCUCUCAUCACUCUCCUUCAGGACAUGGAGUACAUUCACGGUCAGCUUUUCGAGCGCUCCGUCGAAUCUGGUUGCGGAGCUGUUACCUGUCUGCCCGGUGCCCUCACCAUCCUCCGCUUCUCCGCAUUCCGCAAAAUGGCCAAAUACUAUUUUGCCGACAAGGCCGAGCAGUGCGAGGAUCUCUUCGACUACGGAAAGUGCCACUUGGGCGAAGAUCGAUGGCUCACUCAUUUAUUCAUGAUUGGCGCGCAGGAGCGAUAUCAGAUCCAAAUGAACACGGGAGCAUUUUGCAAGACCGAAGCCGUGCAAACAUAUCGAUCUCUUCUGAAACAGCGCCGACGAUGGUUCCUUGGGUUUAUCACAAACGAGGUCUGCAUGCUGACAGACAUCCGACUCUGGCGGCGAUAUCCCAUCCUAUGCAUUGUCCGAUUCAUGCAGAACACGAUUCGAACCACGGCGUUACUCUUCUUCAUCAUGGUCCUCUCCAUCAUAACCACGUCUCAGAAGGUCAAGAACCUACCGGUUGGCUUCAUCGCAAUUUCGCUCGGUCUUAACUGGAUUCUCAUGCUGUACUUUGGUGCCAAGCUAGGACGUUACAAGAUCAUGCUUUACCCCGUCAUGUUCGUCAUCAAUCCAUUCUUCAACUGGUGUUAUAUGGUUUACGGUAUUUUCACCGCCGGUCAGCGUACCUGGGGAGGUCCUCGUGCAGACGCUGGAGCUGCGGAUCCCAACACUACUCCAGCACAAGCUAUUGAGCACGCUGAGGCAACUGGCGACGAUCUCAAUGUUGUCCCCGAGACUUUCAAGGCAGCCGCAGAGAACCAGAAACAUCGCCCUGCCGCCGUACCUCUCCAGCCGUCAGAUCAUCUCGAUGGCCGCUUCGCCCCGGCAGAGAGACUUCCCAACGGAUGGUACCAGCAAGCGAACGACUCGGGACUUACUCUCCCCAACAUGCUACCACGGAACCCCAAUGUACCCAACGUUCCAUUGCAUCCUCGCUCUUCCAUGGACUCGUUCAUGUCCGCUACUUCUGCAGGCAACUCUGUCUACCUGCCACGUCGUGUCGAAAGUUUCAUGGAUCCCGAGGACGCCCGCAUAUACCACAAGACACAGGCAAACCAGAAACCUGCCGGAGGCGCCUAUUUUGAAGCAGACAACCACCAUAACUCGCCCUACCAGAUCAGUCCGCAACCUGGCAAGUCUACAUACCAGGAGUCCGUUGAGUCGCUCUCGGAUGAUUCCGUGUAUCACGGCCAUGGAAAGUUGCCGCAGAGGCCUCCUCACUCCCGCAUGAACAGUGACCAACACACACCUACUACUGGCCAGUAUGCUCCGGUUACGAACUCGCCCCUUUCUGCGGAGUACGGACAGAACGGACUAGAGCCCCCGAAGGCAGCAUACAACAGUAACCAACACCGUGACUCAUCUGGUUCCGUGAACUCGAACCAACGCACCGGACGUAGUCCGCUCGCCCGCCAAAGUUUCGUGAGAACGGCACCCGGCGCGGAGCUCGGCAUUGAGAUGCAGCACCAGCAGCAUCAACAGCAGCGCAGCCUGAUGCGUGACGUUUCACCCGCCCCCGUCGGCUCGCCGCUCGAACCUCCGUCACGUCCGAACCACCAACGAAGCGAAUCGCAAGAUUCAAAGCGGAGGAAGAGGCUGACGAAGAACCCUCCUGGCCCCAAGUAAACGCCCUCUGAUGUUUUCAUCCCCAUCACUUGGCGGUACGGAACCAGUAUGCCGGUUGUUCAUUCUCACAUGCAAAAGUUAGGCCCACGGCGUUCAAGCAUCGGAUUUGUUCUCAUCAUUCUCGUUCUACUUGACAUUUGCAUUCACAUAUCUUGCAUAGGGUAUUGGCGUUUCUAUCAGGACCCGGUCCUCAUCAUCAUCACAUUCCCUUGACGUACAUACCGCGGAGGAAAUCGUCGGAUUGGACGCACGCGCGAUGACUGGAUCAUAUAUCUUAUCGGCAUAUCAUAUUCCAAUGAUGCCGUACAUACGAACCAAACCGGUAUAUAUGAGCGCGCCAUACUUGGCCACGAGGGGGUGGAAUGGGGCCGUAUACUUUCCUAAUGUUUAGAUGUAGUUUCUACAAUGGAAUUACGAUAUCAUAUUGCAAUCCCCGCA
This is a messenger RNA of Trematosphaeria pertusa, 3208 nucleotides long. RefSeq names its product glycosyltransferase family 2 protein. NCBI's taxonomy places the organism in Eukaryota, Fungi, Ascomycota, Dothideomycetes, Pleosporales, Trematosphaeriaceae. The transcript is spliced from 3 exons. Gene Ontology annotation, cellular component: cell septum; cell periphery. The record is from RefSeq and is a predicted model, not a curated record. Bases 137 to 2770 code for a protein of 877 amino acids. Gene Ontology annotation, molecular function: chitin synthase activity.